AAUUUCACAACCAACAUCAGGUAGUCUCAUCCAGUAACGAUCUAUCAGCCUACACCAUACCGACGCCAGCCACCGCCGUCAAUGUAGAGCGUCUCCAACGGCCAGCCGACCUCUGACUCCUGAUCGUAGAUCUUCAAACCCCGAAUUAAUCGUUCGUCAACCCGCCGACGCCUUCCACACCAUCGUCGAACCUACCACCGUCCUUUGCACAGCGCGCUACCGGAUCCACACUGCGUCAAACUAGCUAUACACGAAGCCACACCGUCAAGAUGGAAUCCAAUAAUGGCCCGAAGCGAGUCGUUCUUCGUUUUGACGUUCGACACGACCUGGAGGAAGCAGCUAUAAAUGAACGAUAUUUCGCGCUAUUCGGCCCUGAACCUCCGAACGAUUUCUACUCUCACUUGAUGGCCCCCAACGAAUCUUCCAAGAUGCAUAUCGUUCUGGAUAUCCAUUGUAAAUCAUACCCAAGGAUCGACAACAGCAAGAUACCAUACGAAGUCUUCAAAGUGAAAAAGAAAGACGAAUUUGAAUUCGAAAAGCUUAAUAGUAUUGCAUGCCAAUAUGCUCGCGCGCGCUGCGAAAGGAUCAAAUGGGGCACUGACCGAUCUCAAUCUGAGGAAUUGGAUGGCGUUCGUGCAUUGCACGGAGGAGACUCUCCGGGUACGUUCGUAUCUUGAACAUCAAGGCACA
Molecule: messenger RNA, 690 nt
Organism: Trematosphaeria pertusa
Lineage: Eukaryota; Fungi; Ascomycota; Dothideomycetes; Pleosporales; Trematosphaeriaceae
Exons: 4
Coding region: 270-677 (135 amino acids)
Source: RefSeq, a predicted model, not a curated record